GGAAGAGAACAAAAUAUGUGACAAUGAUGCAUGUUUCCUUUGCUUUUGCUUCUUGCAAUUUCUACCUCAAUUCCCAAAUAUGUAUAAUAUUUGCUUUUGUCUAUACGAGUCAUCCUCAGCUUCCGCAAGAGUAGGCAAUUCAUCACGAGUCAAGCUACAACUGCGAAGCACGGAUGAAAAUCCUUCGGAUUCUUCUUCCCUAUUAGACUCCCAUCGGGAAUUCCUCGGAUGAUAUUUCCGUUUCCGAUCGCACGCGGUCGGAGAUGCUCGUCGGCGGCGGCGGAGGUGGCGGCUGCCGCGGAGGGAUGUGCGGGAGCUGAGCCGUCGGUUUCGUGGUGGGGAGAAAGGUGGGUUUGGGAAGAGGAUGAAGAAGGGGAGGGAGAGGAACAAUGGAUUGUUGCCUAAUUAUCUGAAUGUAAUUACGUCUUGUAUCAAGACCGUCUCCAGCAACGCCGGCUCUGUUGCUUCCACCGUCCGCUCCGCCGGCGCCUCCGUUGCCGCUUCGGUUUCGGCGGCUUCUGAGGACAACCGAGAUAAGGUAACCUGGGCUGGCUUUGACAAGCUAGAGCUUGGUCCAUCAGCGUUCAAACAUGUUCUCUUGCUUGGUUAUCAGAAUGGUUUUCAAGUACUUGAUGUUGAAGAAGCCUCUAAUUUCAGUGAGCUGGUAUCAAAGCGUGAUGGUCCGGUUACGUUCUUACAGAUGCAGCCAAUUCCUACAUCUGAUGGUCAUGAAGGAUUCAGAGCAUCACAUCCUUUACUGUUAGUUGUUGCUGGCGAUGAACCCAACAGCUUAAAUCUGGGGCAAGAUCGUAGCCAUUUGGACUGGUUGGGCAGAGAUAAUCUGGAUUCUCAUUCAGCGAACUGUGUCAACUCUCCAACAGCUGUUCAGUUUUACUCCCUUAGAUCUCAUUGUUAUGUUCAUGUUCUGAGAUUUCGUUCAGCUGUCUGUAUGGUUAGAUGCAGUCCUCGCAUAGUGGCAGUGAGUCUUGCAACACAGAUAUACUGCUUUGAUGCGCUCACCCUUGAGAAUAAGUUCAGUAUUCUCACCUAUCCUGUUCCUCAGCUGGGAGGUCAAGGAACACUUGGGGUUAAUAUUGGUUAUGGUCCAAUGGCUCUGGGUCCAAGGUGGUUAGCUUAUGCUUCUAACAACCCACUCCCCUUGAGCACAGGUCGCUUAAGUCCACAGAAUCUGACUCCUCCAGGCGUUAGUCCAUCAACAUCACCAGGCGGCAGUAGUUUUGUGGCACGUUAUGCAUUGGAGUCUAGUAAACAGUUAGCUGCUGGGAUUAUCAACCUGGGGGACAUGGGAUACAAAACAUUGUCAAAAUAUUGUCAAGAUCUGCUUCCGCUUCCUGAUGGUUCUAAUUCUCCAGUCUCACCAAGUUCAAGUUGGAAAGUUGGUAGGUUUGCAGCAACAGAAACAGAUAAUGUGGGAAUGGUGGUUAUCAAGGAUUUUGCUUCCCAAGCUGUUAUAUCACAAUUCAAAGCUCAUACCACUCCAAUAUCUGCACUAUGUUUUGACCCAAGUGGGACCCUUCUGGUAACAGCCUCAGUAUAUGGUAAUAGCAUAAAUAUCUUCCGGAUCAUGCCACCUUGUGCACACAGUCGAUCAGGAACUCAAAACAAUGACUGGAGUUCUUCUCAUGUGCAUCUUUACAAGCUACACCGUGGAAUUAGAACAGCUAUCAUCCAAGAUAUUUGCUUUAGUUAUUAUAGCCAAUGGAUUGCUAUUGUUUCAUCCAAGGGGACCUGCCACGUGUUUGUUCUAUCCCCUUUUGGCGGUGAUGCGGGCUUUCAAACUCUUAGUUCUCAGGUUGAAGAACCCAACAUUUUUCCAGUUCUAUCUCUGCCAUGGUGGUCCACUUCAUCUGGCAUCAUGAAUCAACAAUAUUUUCGACCUCCACCACCUGUAACCCUACCUGUUGUGAGCCGGAUAAAGGAUAGCAACUCUGGAUGGCUUAAUACAGUUAAUAAUGCUGCUUCUGUGAUGGGGAAGGUUUUUAUACCAUCUGGUGCCGUUGCCUCUGUUUUUCACAAUUCCAUAUCUAGCACUUUUCAGGAGCAUAACUCAAGGAUUAAUUCCUUGGAGCAUCUGUUAGUUUAUACUCCUUCAGGUCAUGUAGUUCAGCAUGAACUUCUGCCAUCACUUGAGUUAAAAAUGAGUGAUGGUGGUUCUAGAACCUGUUCGGGUUCCUUUGUGCAAAUCCAAGAUGAGGAAUUGAAGGUGAGAGUUGAACCUCUUCAAUGGUGGGAUGUAUGCAGAAGAUCUGAUUGGCCAGAAAGGGAGGAUUGCCUUUUGGGUGCUACCCUUGGUACACAAGAAGCUGCAGUGAUAGUUCCAGAUAGAUCAGGUCAUGAAGAUAAUUAUAGCACAAAUAAUGAUACUGGAGUAAAAGAUUCUGUUAAAACUGAUACAUUAAAGCUUCAGGAGCAAUCCCAUGGGUAUUUAUCCAAUGCUGAGGUGCAAAUAAGCCGUGCACAGUUUCCAAUGUGGCAAAAAUCUAAGAUUUGUUUCUACAUGAUGGCCUUUCCAAGAGUUGAUGAUUUUGCUGGAGGAGAGUUUGAAAUCGAAAAUGUCCCUGUGCAAGAACUUGAACUAAAGCAGAAGGACUUAUUACCUGUUUUUGAUCAUUUUCCUGCCAUUAGAUCUAGCUGGAAUGACAGAGGCCUAACUGUCGGAAGGUAUUCUAAUCCUUCAUUGUCAGGGCCUUAUCAAACAAAAGAAAGGGUCACUGAAGAGACUGUUAUUUGUCACUUGAAGUCAGCAUCACUUGGCUCCACUGAAAGUUUAGAUGGAGGAUCAUCAAGAACGAUCGGGACUUUGCUGGACAUGGAUCAAGUUAAUAUUGAGAAGUUGUACAUGUCAACUUGCCAGACUCUGAAUGAGUGUUGCCACAAAAGAAGAGAAACUUUGGCUGAUAAAUUUCCAGCAUCAAACCAGAAAACUUCAUCCAUUCUACCCACUAAUGAGUAUGCAAGGAAGGCUGGUUCUCAUGUUGAUAAGAAUCAUACUGUGAAUGCUUUAUCCUCAAUAGGAAGUGACUUGGCUUCUGUCAGACAAAUAGCUGUUGAAGGUUUGCUUGUGAAGACUGGUGUGAUUGGUGAUGUUCCGCCAUUGAGUGCUGACACUAUGAAUAUUUGUGCCAAGAAGCCUACGCCUUCAAAUAUGCAGUCUUCAGUAAACUUUGGGCAGUUUUGUCAGGAGGGAUACUGUAAAAUGUUGGAGGUUGAUAGAGAUUUGAUAAAUGAUGAUGUGGACAGUUGUAGCAGCCACUGUGAAGGUGAAAAACCUGAGGAAAAUGAGGAAGAUGAUGAAAUGCUUGGUGGCAUUUUUGCCUUUUCUGAAGAAGGUAGAAAUCUGAAGCUAUCGACACAUCCUUCCUGUAUCUAAUUAUGGAUAUGCUGGUUGUAAAUUACAUUGAUGCUUAAGUGGCUGUUUUCUUUUUGACUUCCUUGGUUGUAUCCUUCUGUUGCAGGUUGAUGUAUACCUUCCUGAAUUUAAAGAAGCUACCCAGACCAUGGAAUGAUUGCAUUUCCCAUUCAGAAUUUCGGUGAAGGCAUGAUCCAAUGUCAUUCGAGGAGACGUUGAUAGCAUCUUUCAACAAAUCAACAUGCAAUUGUUUGCAAAGCAUGCAUGCAGGGCCUGACAUCUCCAGGGGCAUAAUCAGCUCUGUUGUCUGACUCUCUCUCUCUCUCUCUCUCUCUCAUGUACAAUUUGUAGAUAGAAAUUCUUAAAAUUCAUGGAGAGUGCUACCUUUGUGGAAAGGGGUGAGUUAGAACUCCUAGCAGAACUGGAUCUGGUUUGGGUUCGCCGACUCUCCCGUGUGUACAGGAGAUUUUAGUGUGGACAAAGUUCUCUCCAAUAUGUAUAACAAUAUUCUUUCCAGAAAAGAAAAAAAAAAAAAAAAAAAAAAAGGCAAAAGAAAUGAAAAAGAGAAGAAUGAAAGAACUAUUAAGCCUUGAUGCUUUA
This is a messenger RNA of Malania oleifera, 3970 nucleotides long. Its product is annotated as autophagy-related protein 18g-like. Gene Ontology annotation, biological process: autophagy; response to starvation. Gene Ontology annotation, molecular function: protein binding. NCBI's taxonomy places the organism in Eukaryota, Viridiplantae, Streptophyta, Magnoliopsida, Santalales, Ximeniaceae. The record is from RefSeq and is a predicted model, not a curated record. The transcript has 8 exons. Gene Ontology annotation, cellular component: cytoplasm. The coding region runs from base 365 to 3391 and encodes 1008 amino acids.